AUUGUUCGAGAAACACCCAGACUUACAAGAUUUGUUUGUGCCUUUUCGCGGGUUAAAGUCGGAUGAGCUUCGGAACAGUGAUCGGUUACGUGAGCACGGUCUGCGCGUGAUGGGAACGAUCGAGAAAGCUAUUGCCAGACAACACAAGCCCGGCAAGCUGUACAACAUGUUGUACGACUUAGGGAGCAAGCACAGAAUGUUUGACACAAAAGUGGAGCAUUUCGAGUUUCUCGGACCAGUUCUCCUCCACUCCAUUAAACCAGCCAUCGGAGAGAAAUGGACACCGGAAGUGGAAAACGCAUGGUUGAAAUUCUUCUGGAUGAUCGCUACUGUAAUGACGGAAGGCAUGACAGAUGCAUUACAGGACAGCUGACCAAACAAUGUCUCUGACCCUUUUCAUAUAUUAAGCUGCUGACCGGAAAUAGCUGACAUCAACUGACUUGUUCGGAGAUAAUGGCAUAUAAAACGACACGUUUUGUACUUCCGGUACAGGAGGAUUGGCAAUUAUGGGCAGAAACAUUUUCAUAUGUCAAAUUUGUGAUCUCCAAUAUAUGUUGCGAGACACUUAAUAUGGCAUUUAAAUUGAUGUGUUUUAACGUUGAUUAACCCCAGAAUACUGUUGUAAAAAAAUCGAAAACAUAGGAUUGCAGACAUGGGAAGGAAAUCUAAAUUGCAACUUUGAAUCUUUGCAUCCCGCCGAUUAGACGCUUGGCGAAGGUUUGACAUACUGAUUCUCUGACGUUUUAUUACAUUACCGUCCCUUUCACUGCAUGAAAUAAGUCUGAACUCAGUGAAAUCCUAAGAGAUAAGUGCUUUGUAACACGUCACACAAAAACAAAUACGGUUCUCCUGUUCAGUUGUAAACAUGCCAGUGAUGAUUUGCCGACCUGGUAAAAUGAAGCCGUGACAUUCGUAAAUUGAACGGGAGUGUCUUAUUUGUAUGUCAAAUUAAAAGGACCCAACCAUUUUGUCUGUUCCUAUUUAGAACGAAGAUUACAUCUUCAGUAAUAGCGCGAAUGUUAAUGCGUAGGAACUAUAACAGACAAUGCGGUACAUGUAGCACUUCAUCCUGUAACAAAUGUAGACGAAAUAAAAAAAAAUGUAUACAAACAUCGAGACAAUUUACGCAAAUAAUGGAUACACACAGUGACAAUAUAUACAUAGACACGAUAGACACAUACACACGCUAUACACAACGUGACGAUAUAACCCAGUGACGAUGUACAAACAGUGUGACGAUACACACAAAGACAAGAUACACUCAGUGACGAUACACACACAGAGACGAUAUAUACACAGUGACGAUAUACACAAAGAUUAUAUACACACAGUGACGAUACACACACAGAGACUUUAUACACACAGUGACGAUACACACAGAGAUUAUAUACCCACGGUGACGAUAAACACACAGAGACUUUAUACACACAGUGACGAUACACACAAAGACAAGAUACACACAG
Messenger RNA from Mizuhopecten yessoensis (Yesso scallop), 1463 nucleotides. Its product is annotated as hemoglobin-2-like. Lineage: Eukaryota; Metazoa; Mollusca; Bivalvia; Pectinida; Pectinidae. The annotation marks the transcript as partial. Gene Ontology annotation, molecular function: heme binding; oxygen binding. The transcript is spliced from 2 exons. The record is from RefSeq and is a predicted model, not a curated record.